Apodemus sylvaticus (European woodmouse) is the source of this 460-nucleotide messenger RNA. RefSeq names its product nuclear protein 1, transcriptional regulator (gene Nupr1). Gene Ontology annotation, cellular component: nucleus. The transcript has 3 exons. Gene Ontology annotation, biological process: negative regulation of cell population proliferation; negative regulation of cell cycle. Lineage: Eukaryota; Metazoa; Chordata; Mammalia; Rodentia; Muridae. The record is from RefSeq and is a predicted model, not a curated record. Bases 169 to 411 code for a protein of 80 amino acids.
UGAGCCCAGUUUUGGGAAAAGGCCAGAUUGCAUCAGACAGAGCUUAGAGGGCGGGAGCCAGCCCCGUGGUCUGAGGAGGAGACAGUUAUAAGUAGGGGUGAGGGAAACUGGGAGAGGGCAGAUCAGGAAAGAAGACACAGGCAAGACUUUGGAGAAAGCAGACCAGGCAUGAUGGCCGCCUUGCCACCCACAGCCAACCCUUCCCAGCAACCUCUAAGCCUAGAGGACGAAGAUGGAAUCCUGGAUGAAUAUGACCAGUACAGCCUGGCCCAUCCUUACGUCGGGGGAGGUCGGAAAGGUCGGACCAAGAGAGAAGCUGCCGCCAACACCAACCGCCCUAGCCCUGGUGGGCAUGAGAGGAAACUGCUGACCAAGCUCCAGAACUCUGAAAGGAAAAAGGCCUGGCGCUGAGACAGAGCUGGAGAUGAGGCCGGACCAUGGACACCACACCCAGCAAUGG